This is a messenger RNA of Fonticula alba, 4090 nucleotides long. RefSeq lists its product as hypothetical. The record is from RefSeq and is a predicted model, not a curated record. Gene Ontology annotation, cellular component: mitochondrial matrix. Gene Ontology annotation, biological process: protein catabolic process; chaperone-mediated protein complex assembly; proteolysis. Gene Ontology annotation, molecular function: ATP binding; ATP-dependent peptidase activity; serine-type endopeptidase activity. NCBI's taxonomy places the organism in Eukaryota, Rotosphaerida, Fonticulaceae. The transcript is spliced from 2 exons. The coding region runs from base 1 to 3600 and encodes 1199 amino acids.
AUGCACUACAUCGGCCUUACUAGCCGCAUCGCGCGGUCCAUGUCGGCUGCCGUGCGUGCCCCCGGCGUCAGGCUGCUGGCCUCCCGCGACGCGUCGCUUGCCCGGCCGCUUUUCCUGCGCGCGGCCUACGGCACGGCCGUUCCCCCAUCCGAUCGCAUGCCUGCCUCCAUCCCCGGAGCCAGCGGGCCACAUCACCGCAAUCGGCCCAGUGCGGCGGAUCUCUUCGAUCUCUCCCGGCCCACUUCGCUCGGCUGCUCGCUGCUCUUCUCCGAUGACAACCCUUCGGCUCCGGGGGCCGGGGCCCCGGCCGGUGGUGCGCCCCCGGCCGCGGCUGGCGCCGCCGGCGGCAAGGGUGACGACGACGACGACCAUGACGAUGUGCCCUCGGAUGCCGACGCCCCGGCCCCGCAGUCGAAUGCCCCGCCGGCCCCCGGGCGCGUGGCCGUCGGUGGUAUCAGCACCGACGGCCCGAACAGCCCGCUGGCCACUCCGGUUCCCGGGCCGGUCAGCUCGAUCUUCGCCAUCCCAGUGCAGGAUGCCCCGCUGUUCCCCUUCAACCCCAAGACCAUCACCGUCAGCGACCUGCUGGUGGUCAAGCACCUGGUCGAGCUGACCCGCGACAACCAGGACGCCCCGAUUGGUCUCUUCCUCUCCCGGUCGACCAAGCCCUCGGACGCCAUCACCGGCCUGGAGGACAUCCAUUCGGUCGGCAUGCUGGCCACCAUCCUCCACAUUCGCCUGAUGGAUGACUCGUCGGCCCUGGUGGCGGUGUCGCCGCACCGGCGCAUUCGCGCCGAGUCGGCCGUCCUCCAUGACAACCUCAUGUACCUGAAUGUCAGCGAUCCCGACGCGCCGCCCCACACCACCGGCGUGGCCGGUGCCAUCGCCGGCGACGCCUCGGCCACCGCCUCCGAGGCUGACUCCGAUGGCGAGACCUCCUCCUCCUCCUCCUCCUCCUCCUCGGCCAGCUCCGGCGCCGGGCCCGCUGCCGCCCUGCCGAAGCCCGCCCCCCUGACCAUCAUCGAUUGUGACGCCUCCACCAUCGAGACCUACACGGCACAGAUCAUGCAGAAUAUCAAGCGUCUGUCGCACCUGAAUGAGAACUUCCUCGACACCUUCCUCCGCAAUCGGGACACCUUUACUCGGUACCACUUCAGCGGGUCGCCCCAGCAGUUUGUGGACAUCGUGUCUUCCUUCCUGCCGCAGACGUCGCCGCUGGCUCUGCAGGACCUGCUGGAGACGCCGCUGCUCAGCCUGCGCAUGAAGAAGCUCCUGGUUCUCCUCCAGCGCGAGAUCAUCAAUGCCCAGAUCAACAUCAAGGUGUCCAGCAACAUCGAGUCCGCCACGCUCAAGCGCCAGCGGGAGCAGUCCAUCCGCGAGAAGAUGCGCACCCUGCGCCGGGAGCUCGGCGUGGACAACUCCAGUGCCGACAUGCUCUUCGAGCGGUAUAGCGCCAAGCUGGAGAAGAUCCGCUCGGUGCUGCCCUUCCCGGUGCUGCGCGCCCUGGAGGAGGAGAUCAAUCGCCUGGGCGGGACGGAGACCCACUCCUCCGAAUUGUCCAUCACCCGGAACUACAUCGACACCAUCUUCAGCCUCCCCUGGGGGGUGACCAGCGAGGAGCAGUUUGAUGUUCGUCGGACGCGUGAGAUCCUGGACGAGGAUCACUUUGGCAUGGAUGAUGUCAAGAAGCGCAUCAUGCACUUUGUUGCCUCGUCCAAGCUGAAGGCCGCCGCGCGGGAGCGCUUCAUCGCCGAGAACCGCCCCAAGGAGGCCGGUGCCUCCUCGGAUGUCGCCUCUCCUGGCGAUGCCAUGGCCGAGGAGCUUCUGACCGACCGGGCCCCGGCCUCGGACGACUCCGGCUCCUCGAUGGCCGGCGACAAGGCCGAUCCCGAUGCUCUGGAUGACCCGACCGUGCGCAAGUCCCCGAUUGGCUCCAAUGCCAAGACCUUCGACGAGUUCUUCCGCAUCAUCGAGGCCGAUUCGGAGUUCCGCCACAACAACCCCUCGUCCAGUGCCCCGACCGGCGGUGCCGCUGGCAGCGGCUCCGCCGCCACCCCGUCGGACAUUAGCCCGGAUGAGCAACUCGAGCGCUACCGCCGCAUGGAGGAGGAGUACAACCAGAAGCGCCUGAGUGAGGUCCCCUCGCCGAAGAUCAUCCUUCUGGUGGGUCCGCCGGGUGUCGGCAAGACAUCCAUUGCUCGGUCGAUUGCUGCCUCUCUCGGCCGCAAGUAUGCUCGCAUCGCCGUCGGUGGUAUGGGCGACUCGAGCGAGCUCAAGGGCCACCGGCGCACCUACGUUGGGGCCCUGCCUGGUAAGGUGGUUUCGGCCAUUCGCCGGUCUGGCACCUUCAACCCACUGAUUCUGAUUGAUGAGAUCGACAAGCUGUCGGCCCGCAAGAGCGGCAACUCCUCGGAUCCGGCGUCUACCUUCCUGGAGAUCCUGGACCCGGAGCAGAAUUACAACUUCGUGGACAACUACCUGGACUUCCCGAUUGACCUGAGCGAUGUCCUUUUCGUGUGCACAGCCAAUGCCAAGAACGAGAUCCCCCUGCCCUUGCUGGAUCGCAUGGAGGUGAUCGAUGUCAGUGGGUACACCCCGAGCGAGAAGCGUGCCAUUGCCGAGCGCUAUCUCAUCCCCACGUCCAUCAAGGCCACCGGGUUGACGGAUUACCGGAUUUCCUUCGAUCCGCGCGCUCUGAGCUCCCUGGCCGAUGAGUGGUCCAAGGAGGCCGGUGUCCGGUCGCUCAAGAAGUCCGUCGACCGGCUGAUGCAGGCCCUGGCCUAUGACAUUGUCCUGGAGGAGCGCCCGGUCGACCAGGAAAUCCGUCUGACCAAGCCGGACCUGGAGCGCCUCCUUGGCCCGUCGCCUCAUGGCGAUGCGCGCAUCUACACCUCCGACAGUGGGUUCCUGCCGCCGGGUGUGGUCCAGGUUCUUGCCUACACCCAGAUUGGUGGAUCCUUCCUCUUUGUCGAGGCCCUGGCCCUGGAGCAGAUCCCGGAGGAGAAGGUCUCCUCCACCGGAGCCAUCAUCAAUGAUGAGGGUGUUACCCCGGCCACGCCGCCCGGCCGGCCGGCCCUGCCGGAGCGCGUGACCACCACCCUCCAGGAAACCGGCCACCUGGGCAAGAUCAUCAAGGAGAGCACGGCCCUGGCGCUGACCUUCGCUCGCCACUAUGUGGCCACCCACUACCCGGAGAACAACUUCUUCCGCCGGACCCCGAACAUCCAUCUGCACAUGCCGGAGGCCGCCAUCUACAAGGAUGGCCCGAGCGCUGGCAUCACCUUUGCCACGUCGCUGGUGGGCCUGGCCCUCGGCCGGGGUGCUCGCUGCGAUGUGGCCAUGACCGGCGAGCUGUCGCUGGGUGGCAAGCUCCUGGCCAUCGGCGGUGUCAAGGAGAAGAUUGUGGCCGCCCAUCGGCUGAAUGUUCGGUGUGUUGUUCUCCCGGAGGCCAACCGUCCGGAUUGGGAUAAGCUUGAUGAUUCGCUCAAGGCCGGGGUGUCGCCCAUCUUCGCCAACAGCUUCCAGGAUGCCUUCCCGUACAUUUUCGGCGACCUGCCCCUGCCGGAGCCGGAGAUCCCGGCCGCUCCGGCUCUUGACUAAGGAGGAGGACCGACACGAGAGGAAAGGGAAGACGAUGAUGACGCACCUCCAGGCGUGACUCGAUUCCUGUGAUCCCCCCCCCCCCUUUCUUCCCAAGGACAUGGAGCAGGCUCACGCCUGAUGCUGUCCCUUUCAUGGUGAACGUCCAGGGGGACGGGGAGCUCCCAUCGGCCAUGCGUUAGUAUCUCUUCCAUGCCCCCCUCCGGCCACUGCCCUUCUUUUCCGCCGCCGGAUCCCCCCCUCUCUCUCUCUCUCCCUCCACGCCCUCCCCGGCGCGCACCCUGAUAAAUGGCGCACAAGCCUGCGCGUGUGUAAGCAUGCACACGUGCGUCCUUCUCCUCUUGACCUGGACAUCUACCAUGGGGAUGUCCCCUGUGUCCCCCUCCUCCAUCUCUUCUCCUCCCCUAAAUGGUACAAUCCUCCAUCCCACCUCAUUUCCCUCUUGUGGAGGUACACUUGAUCAAUAAUAAAUACACUUGCAUAGACACAA